Molecule: messenger RNA, 3419 nt
Organism: Gastrolobium bilobum
Lineage: Eukaryota; Viridiplantae; Streptophyta; Magnoliopsida; Fabales; Fabaceae
Product: E3 ubiquitin-protein ligase JMJ24
Exons: 13
Coding region: 326-3226 (966 amino acids)
Biological process (GO): regulation of transcription by RNA polymerase II
Cellular component (GO): histone deacetylase complex; chromatin
Molecular function (GO): transcription coregulator activity; histone H3K9 demethylase activity; chromatin DNA binding
Source: RefSeq, a predicted model, not a curated record
UGAAGAUCCUCUCUCUCUCUCUCUCUCUCUCUCUCUGGACUUCGUUCACUGUAAGCUUUAUUAUCACACCCAAGUUUCUGGAUUGGAACACUAAACGACGCCGCAUAUUGCAAAUCAAAAUCUGAAAGAUUACACUCUAACAGGUACAUUCAACUCAUCACAACAACUCGAAAUUCCUUUCGUGCAUCGUGUUCUUCUUGUACUAUAAUAGGGUUUUUUCGUAGCUUCGUGCUUGGUAAAUGGUGAUAGUAUUUAGGUUAGGGUAUAGGGCAUAGGGUAUGGACGCAAUUCACAAGACAUAGAUGAUUGGUCGAAGGAAAAGAGAAUGGAUCACACAAGAUCGACCUCAGGGAAUAACGGUGAGGAAAAUGGAGGGAUUCCAGAUGAUUUGCGGUGCAAGAGAUCCGAUGGGAAACAAUGGAGAUGCACGGCGAUGUCGAUGCCUGACAAGACGGUGUGCGAGAAGCACUACAUUCAGGCUAAGAAGAGAGCUGCGAAUUCUGCAAUGAGGGCUAACCUAAAGAAAGCAAAGAGGAAGUCACUGUCACUGGGAGAGUCUGAUAUUUAUUUGGAGAGCAAGAGUGACGAUUUCGAUGUGCCACUUUCCACCACCAUCAACAACAGCCACAACAACCACUCUGGGAAGAAGUUAUUGAGUAGGGUUUCCAAGAACCAGUUUCGUUAUACCCCCGAGCCUGACACUAAAAGGGCUUCCUCCGCCCGCCGUGCUCCCAAGCCAAAUGAUGAUUCGCCAGAUGAGGAUGAAGAUGAAGAUGAAGAUGAAGAUGAGGAUGAAGAUGAGGAUGAGGAUGAGGUUGAGGAGGAUGAGGAUGAGGAUGAGGAUGUGGAUGUCCCUAUGUAUGAAGAGAGUAAUUGGGUGUCCUAUGAUUCGCCCCCGGCUUCUGGGGUCGAUUCCUCCAGGAAAAUAUCGCAGAGGAGCUUCGAUGCUAAUGCUACAAAUGAAUAUUCUGAUGAAACCUCCGGUUGUUCUGAAGACACUGGUGGGCAAACUUGCCAUCAAUGCCAGAGGAAUGACAGAGACCAAGUUACUUGGUGCCUCCGGUGUGAUAGAAGAGGAUACUGUGAUAGCUGUAUAUCAACAUGGUACUCGGACAUUUCAUUGGAUGAAAUUCAGAGGAUAUGUCCUGCAUGCCGUGGCAUAUGUAAUUGCAAAAUUUGCUUACGUAGUGAUAAUUCAAUAAAGGUUCGGAUACGUGAGAUACCUGUUCUAGAUAAGUUACAGUAUCUCCACUUGCUGCUGUCAUCAGUGCUUCCUGUAGUAAAGCAGAUCCAUCGUGAACAGUGUUUUGAAGUUGAACUUGAAAAGAAGUUGCGUGGUGCUGAAAUAGAUCUUCCCAGGACAAAAUUGAAUGCAGAUGAUUUGAUGUGCUGCAAUUUAUGUAGGAUACCUAUUACUGAUUAUCAUCGACGCUGUCCAAGUUGCUCAUAUGAUUUGUGUCUUAAUUGUUGUCGGGAUCUUCGAGAAGCAACUGUAGAUCACAAUAAAGAACCCCAAACAGAGCAAGUAAAAUCUUCUGAUCAAAACAUAUUAAGCAAGUUUCCUCAUUGGAGAUCCAAUGACAAUGGAAGUAUUCCAUGCCCCCCAAAGGAGUAUGGUGGCUGUGGUUGUUCAUCAUUAAAUCUAAGCCGGAUUUUCAAGAUGAAUUGGGUUGCAAAGUUGGUGAAAAAUGUAGAGGAAAUGGUUAGUGGCUGCAGAAUUAGUAAUGGAGAUGGUCCACCAGAAACUGGGUUGAAUGGUAUCAGACUUUGCCAAUAUUCUCAAAGAGACGCUAGUAAUGAUAAUUAUCUUUAUUGUCCUGCAUCUGAGGAUCUCAAAACUGAUGGGAUUAUCAAUUUUAGAAAGCACUGGAAAACUGGUGAGCCCAUUAUUGUCAAGCAAGUAUUUGAUAGGUCAUCCAUUUCAUGUUGGGAUCCAAUGGUCAUAUGGAGAGGGAUUCAAGAGACAACAGAUGAGAAAAUGAAAGACGAAAACAGAAUAGUUAAGGCCAUAGAUUGUUUUGAUUGGUCUGAGAUUGAUAUUGAGCUUGGUCAGUUCAUGAAAGGAUACUCUGAGGGUCGUUUUCAUGAAAAUGGUUGGCCACAAAUAUUGAAGUUGAAGGACUGGCCUUCACCUAGUGCAUCUGAAGAAUUUCUAUUGUUCCAAAGACCUGAAUUUAUCAGCAAACUGCCUUUACUUCAGUAUAUUCACUCCAAGUGGGGCCUUCUUAAUGUUGCGGCUAAAUUGCCUCAUUACUCCUUGCAGAAUGAUGUAGGACCCAAGAUUUAUAUAUCUUAUGGGAUUAGUGAUGAACUUGGUAGAGGUGAUUCAGUGACAAAUCUCCAUUUCAAUAUGCGUGACAUGGUCUACCUUUUGGUCCAUACUAGUGAAGUGAAGUUGAAGGACUGGCAGAAAACUAAAAUUGAAAUGCUACAAAAAGCUUAUAAGGAAUCUGAGGCGAAAGAAUCGUGUGGGGAUCCACAAAUAUGUUUGAGGGGGAGUUCACCUGAUUCCUUGCUUAAAACAAAAAAUAAUGGACUGAACUUGGAUUCAAACCAGAAUAAGCCAAUUAUGGAUCAAGGAUUUGAAAUUUAUUCUAGCGCUGAAGGGAAUAGGGUCGAUGGCGACCUUCCAUUCAGACAAAAUGGAGAUGCCUCUGAGAAAACACGUCCUGGAGUUCUUUGGGAUGUCUUUCGUCGGCAGGAUGUUCCCAAGGUGACUGAAUAUUUGAAAAUGCAUCGGAAGGAAUUUGGGAAGCAAGACAUAGUAAAUGAAUUUGUAACAUGGCCUCUUUAUGAUGGAGAUAUUUUUCUUGACAGACACCAUAAAAGAAAGUUGAAGGAAGAAUUUGGAGUGGAGCCAUGGUCAUUUGAACAGAAUUUUGGGGAAGCUGUAUUUGUUCCUGCUGGGUGCCCUUUCCAAGCAAGGAAUGUUCAGUCCACUGUUCAGUUGGGCUUUGAUUUCUUAUCUCCGGAAAGUUUGGGGGAGGCUGUGAGAUUAGCAGAGGAAGUCCGCCGUCUACCUAAUGAACAUGAAGCAAAGCUUCAAGUAUUGGAGGUUGGGAAGAUAUCUCUGUAUGCGGCAAGUUCAGCCAUCAAAGAAGUUCAGAAACUUGUACUUGACCCGAAACUUGGAGCAGAGAUCGGAUAUGGAGACCCUAAUUUGACUGCAAUGGUUUCUGAGAAUUAUGAGAAGAUGGUUAAGCGGAGGCAGAUUACUUGUGCUUGAACUCCCACAUGAGUUUGGUCAUCGAAACAGGAAAGGGGUUAUGUACAGUUGUUGUAUUUGAGAAAUAUUUCAUGGGUUGGUAAAUUUCAGUGUAGUUGAUCAAAUACCUAGGUAAUGAUUGAAUGUAUAAUAGUUAGACCUUAGAGAAUCAUAUGAUGAGAGACUGCAAAUAUGUAUUCUAUUUCAAUAAAUG